AUGGCUGCCGAAGGCCAGGAGAUCCCAGAGGAGGUCAAGGGGGAACAGAUCCCAUCCCAGGAAGAUGGUGUAGAUGACGAGGAAGAGAUUGAGGCCAUGAAGCGACGAGUGGCCGAGAUGGAAUCCGAGGCGGCCAAGCUGCGCGAGAUGCAAGCCGACCUCGACCAACAGACUGAGAGCCUCCAAGAGAACAAGGAAGAUAUCGAUGCGCGUAGCAUUUUCGUCGGCAAUGUCGACUACGGUGCUUCGCCGGAGGAGAUACAGGCUCACUUCCAGAGCUGUGGUUCCAUCAACCGGGUUACCAUCUUGCUGGACAAGUUCUCUGGCCAGCCCAAAGGUUAUGCCUACGUUGAAUUUGCGGAACCCAGCCUGGUCGCUCAGGCUUUGGUGUUGAACGAAAGUGUCUUCCGCGGUCGCAACUUGAAGGUUGUUCCCAAGCGUACCAACCUGCCUGGUAUGAACCGUGGCCGUGGUGGUGCUCGCGGUGGCUUUGGCCGCGGUCGUGGUCGUGGCUUCCCUCGUGGUGGUGGAUAUCGUGGCGGUGCUCCUUACCGGGGUCGGGGACGUGGUUUCUCGCCCUACUAA
Messenger RNA from Penicillium verrucosum, 585 nucleotides. RefSeq names its product polyadenylate-binding protein. Lineage: Eukaryota; Fungi; Ascomycota; Eurotiomycetes; Eurotiales; Aspergillaceae. The record is from RefSeq and is a predicted model, not a curated record. Gene Ontology annotation, molecular function: RNA binding. The transcript is spliced from 4 exons. Bases 1 to 585 code for a protein of 194 amino acids.